CCAUGGUGCAAGCGGUGCAGCGAUGGUAUCAUGAUGCCAAAGUGUGCAUGGAUUUUUGCGGACGAUCCGGUCAGGGAGCACGAAAUCAAGGGACAUUGGGGAAAUCCUCUGAGCGUCUACGCCAAAGACCGCAAUGCGAUGCCCAAUGGUUUCCGCCACGAAGUGAUGAUCCGCCGCCUGGCUCUGCGCCUGGAUGAAGGGACGCCCGGGACGCCCGGGACGCCCGGGACGCCCGGGUCGCCCGGGUCCUUGGCUGUGCGCGUGGCAUUGAGACAGGAGAAUGGCAGAGUUCCAGGAUGGGCUUGGCCAGAAGAGGGCCUUCCUGUUCGCUUGGUGCUGAAGACAUCUUUGUUCGAGUUGCAGGAGCUGUUCAGUGUCCAGGUUUCGUUGACACACACAUCACCCGUCGCCUCAGUGUCUCUACCCUUCUUUGAGAGGGCAGAGGUGUUGAUAGCCGAGUCUCUGGGCAAAGCCCAAGUGCUGAGCGCUUUCGCUCGCCUUGAGGCGACCAGGUAUGGCCUUCUGUUCCCACUGCCUCACAAGCUGCGGGAAGCUAGUUCGCUGGAGUUUUGCUUCAGCAAACCGAAUCCUCAGUUCAUCUUGCCGAUGGCAGUCCCUCCUCCAGAAGUGGAUGACAUCGAGUUUCACGACCCCAACUGCUGGGCAUCCACAGGCGUUGAUAUUUGGGAUCCAGGCUUGGUCCUGGCGGCUGCCCUUCCGCAGCUCUUGGAUACAUCAAGGCCCUUGACAGUCUUGGAGUUGGGCGCUGGACUAUCACUUGCCGGUCUUGUGGCAGCCCUUCUAGGCCAUGAUUGUGUGUCCACCGAUGCCGACAAUACCAUUGCUGCAGCCCAUGCCAGUGGCGCCGCAAACGCCGAGCUCUUGGAGUCGGCCAGCGGCUGCCGUUGGAAGGCAGAGGUGAUAGACUGGAGGUCACCACCAGAGUGGGUCAUGGACAGGCAGUGGGAUGUCCUGCUGGGUGGUGAUUUGGGCUGGUCUGCUGCCCGUGAGUUUGCCUUGACCCGGGGCCUGGAGCAGAUGCUGCAAAACCCUUUGCUUCGUUUGCUGUCACGUUUGCGCUUUGAUACCUUCCUGCUGGCGGAGCGAGAGCGUGAUUUAGAGGCCACCGAGGAUUUUUUCCAAGCUCUGGAGUGUUGCGGCUUCGAAACCCACCGGCUCCCGGUGCCUAAGAGUGCAUCCAAUGGUCCCCUGACGGAUGCGGUGGACAUCAGCCUGUGGAGUGUUCGCCACGUGUGCCUCCUUGAGGUUCCAGCCAUAUCAGCUGGUGGCGCAGCGGCAUGUCUUGCAGAGUACUUGGCCAAGCAAUUGUGGCUCUGUGAUGCGCAGCUGGUGGAAGUGGGCAAAGGUGCUCUGAAGCCUCUGCUAGAAGCGAAGGGGCGGCCAAGGCACCAAAAUGUGAAAGAUCUGGAGCACUUGGACCCCGCCAGAUGUCAACCGCGGCUCCUAUUGCUGUCCGAGCGGUUGCUGCCAACUGCCCUGCUGAAAUGCUUUGCUGAGAGGCGAAGCCCCAAACGGACAAGGUUGUUGGUGGCACAUGACGACUUAGAGCCAGCUAUGAACGAGUUCCUUCAAGAAGCUCUCCAGCAGGGCUUCACCUUCCACGUCCUCGCCAGACAUCAAAGUGAAACGACCAUUGGGAUCUAUGCCAUCGAUUGGAACGAGCCCUCACUUCAUAUCUCGUCCUUCCAAGAUGCGGUGAGCAUUGCGCUUCGUUUCCCCACAGCCUGGGCCGCGGAGACAUCGGAGAUGGUCCAACGCUGCGAGAUUUGGACCUCGGAACAUGAGAUUUGCUUCGCCGCCGAGGACUUCGGAUGGAGGAAACGUGCCAAGCUUCCACGCGAAGUGGACGUGAACUGUGAAGACAACUGGUGCAAGUGGCGAAAGACUUGCAAAACUCUGGAGAUCAAGUUGCGGUGCAAACGAUCACUGAGAGAUGGAUAA
Messenger RNA from Cladocopium goreaui, 1962 nucleotides. The record is from the annotation of a GenBank genome assembly. NCBI's taxonomy places the organism in Eukaryota, Dinophyceae, Suessiales, Symbiodiniaceae.